Molecule: messenger RNA, 2704 nt
Organism: Myripristis murdjan (pinecone soldierfish)
Lineage: Eukaryota; Metazoa; Chordata; Actinopteri; Holocentriformes; Holocentridae
Product: glucokinase-like
Exons: 11
Coding region: 253-1779 (508 amino acids)
Biological process (GO): intracellular glucose homeostasis; glucose metabolic process; glucose 6-phosphate metabolic process
Cellular component (GO): cytosol; mitochondrion
Molecular function (GO): glucokinase activity; fructokinase activity; ATP binding
Source: RefSeq, a predicted model, not a curated record
GCCGUUUUUUGCUUCGUGUCUCCGCGCGUCAUGCGUAAAGAUCAGCGGAGUCCAUCUGAAACCUGCCAGGACUGCCGCGACAGAAAACGCGCAGGCUUAUUAUGCAACAGUGACAUUACACCUCCCCUCUCCCGUCUUCAGACAGAUGGGUGUAAACACUGUCCCAAAGAGAGCUAGUGUACUUUUAUUUUAAGGAGUAGUUGCCUCCAGUCGGCCGGAGCGUCGCAGCGCAGGACGCAAAGUAAACUAAAGAUGAGUGCCACAGAAGCCAAAGGUAAGAAAAGCAGUCCAGGACCCAAGAAGGCCCGGCUGAGUGAAGAUGAGGACGUGCCAGACCUGGACAGCAUCCCUCAAGAAAUCCUCAGUAAGGUAGACGAGUGUCUGCAGCCUUUCCGUCUGUCAGUCAGCACUCUGCAGAGUGUUUCCACUCGGCUGAAAAAGGACAUGAUCAGAGGUUUGGGCAAACACACUCACCAUCGCGCGCCCGUCAAGAUGCUGCCCACCUUCGUCAGAGCGACGCCGGAUGGCACAGAGAAAGGUGACUUCCUGGCGUUGGAUCUGGGCGGCACGAACUUCCGGGUGCUGCACGUUCGCAUCCUGGAGGAUGAGCAGAGAGUCGUGAAGAUGGACAGCCAGAUCUGUGCCAUCCCGCAGGAGAUCAUGCUAGGACACGGAGAAAAGCUGUUUGAUCACAUCGCUGCCUGUCUGGCCGAGUUCCUGGACUCUCACGAAUUGAAGGGCCAAACUCUUCCUCUGGGCUUCACCUUCUCCUUCCCCUGCGAGCAGUUAGACAUCGACAAGAGCGUCCUGAUUCGCUGGACAAAAGGCUUCAACUGCUCCGGGGUGGAGGGAGAAGAUGUGGUGAGGCUACUGAGAGAGGCCAUCCACAGGAGAGGGGACUAUGACAUUGGCUCGGUUGCCAUGGUGAAUGACACGGUGGGGACGAUGAUGAGUUGUGGCUACAGGGACCAGAGCUGUGAGAUCGGCAUGAUCAUUGGUACGGGAACCAACGCCUGCUACAUGGAGGAGAUGAGGAACGUGAAGCGGGUGGAGGGCGAGGACGGCCGAAUGUGCAUCAACACGGAGUGGGGCGGCUUCGGAGACGACGGCUCGCUGAGAGACAUCCAGACAGACUUUGACUUGGUGGUGGACAAAACCUCGCUCAACCCCGGCAUCCACACGUAUGAGAAGAUGAUCAGCGGGAUGUACUUGGGGGAGAUCGCCCGGCUGGUUUUGGUCAAGCUGACGGAGGACAAGCUGCUGUUUGACGGGCAGGUGUCGGACGCCCUGCAGACGCCGGGCAGAUUCGAGACGAGGUUCAUCUCGGAGAUUGAGGCGGAGGACACAGGUCUGGAAAACACUCAGCGCAUUCUGACAGAGUUGGAUUUGAACUGGAGUUUGGGGGACGUUCGUCUGGUCUGGCUGGUGUGUGACACGAUCUCCACACGCUCCGCCCAGCUCUGCGCUGCCGCCCUGGCAACCAUCGCCAACCGUAUCCGUAACAACCGUGGCCUGGACCACCUGAAAACCACUGUGGGGGUCGACGGGACGGUCUUCAAAAAACACCCCAAUUUCAGCCAGCAGCUCCAGGCGACGGUGCGCCUCCUCGCCCCAAGGUGUGACAUCACCUUCCUCGUCUCAGAGGACGGCAGUGGGAAGGGCGCUGCCAUGGUAACGGCUGUGGCGCAGCGGCUGGCCCUCCAGUCUCGACUGCUGGAGGACAGCGACGGGGAGGAUGACGAGGAAGAGGAGGAGGAGGACGAGGAGGAGGAGGAUUAGGAGUGUGAGCAAGAGGAGGAGGAGGAGGAGGAGUGGAGGGAGGAUGUGAUGCUCUGAGGCAAUGCAGAUGGGAGGGGAUGUUUAGCCUUUGGACGAGGAGUCAUUAAGUCUGUUUUAAAGUCAUGUGUGGGUGUUUUCAUAUAAAUUAGUGUCCAUUUUGCAUUUUGCUCACUUUUAGGCCUGUUUCAGUUUCAUUUUGAAAAAGCCAGAUCUCAAGAGAAAGCCAUACCAUCUCCCACAAGGUGUGUCAAAAUCAUGUGACAGCGUACGAGGGCCAUUGUAGAGACUGGGUAAUAUUCUGAGACAAAAAACCUCAGAAUUUCCAAGAUUAAAAUCUUAGAUUUAGAAGAAGAAAAACUCAGAUAUUCUCUGAGAUUAAAGUUUAAGGAAAAAACGCCUUUGCAACAGAAACUGAUUUGCUUGUGAGAAGCUACACAAUCUCUAAGCUGUUGUUUCUUCGUUGCUGUUUGUUUUUCAAAUGCUCAGUUGGGAUUAUGUGUGUGAAUGAAGGAAAUGAGAAAAAAUUAGUGUUGUUUUCUUCCGAAUAGGCCCAAGACAUGGCAAUGUAGAUGCUGAUGAUAAUAUUAUGAUUAUGAUGAUUUCCAAUCUCACAAAGUCAAGUCAUGUGCUUCCUUGACCAAAUAAAUAAAUAAAUAAAUAAAUGAAAUAAAGUAAAAGAAAAACAAUUUUUUUUCCAAGUUUUUUUUUUUCAUAAAUGUGUGAGUUUUUUCCCGGAAUAUUACCUCCCCUCCCCUCCGUUCCUUAAUUUUUUUUCCCCUUACAAUGGCCCUAGUAUGCUGUUGUAAAAUCAGACCAGUGGUAUUUGAGAAAUUGUUGCUUGAGGCAUGGGGACCUUUUGACCUGUUGGUGGCGCUGUGGUGAACAUUUUGUGGGUGCUGGAAAUCAUUGUAAAAAAAAAAAAAAA